Thamnophis elegans (Western terrestrial garter snake) is the source of this 1467-nucleotide messenger RNA. Its product is annotated as ribonuclease T2-like. The transcript has 12 exons. The record is from RefSeq and is a predicted model, not a curated record. Lineage: Eukaryota; Metazoa; Chordata; Lepidosauria; Squamata; Natricidae. Gene Ontology annotation, biological process: RNA catabolic process. The coding region runs from base 595 to 1269 and encodes 224 amino acids. Gene Ontology annotation, molecular function: ribonuclease T2 activity; RNA binding. Gene Ontology annotation, cellular component: extracellular region.
CCUAUAGGGAAGCGAAAGUUAACACGGGAGCGAGCUUUCCUGAUUGGUUUUCGCAAGCCAGACAAAACAAAGUCUCGAGGCUUUUGACUUUAAUUAAAACCUUCAGCUCCUGAAGUGUGCAUCUUAAUAUAUCCGUCGAGAAAUACGGCGAACUAUCCGGAAGAGGUUAUAAGAAAUGGAUCCUUGAAGAUUUGUAUUUUGGUUUUUCUUGAACUCAUUUCGGACGGAAGAGAAAUCAGUGCUUUAUUUAUCAGAGAUGACUUCUGAAUAACCUUCGAUAAGUCUCGAUAUGUUACAAUCUGUUCCAUGUACACCACGCAUAGAUAAAAGUUCCUGUUUUCUGAGCAGUCCGCUGUCCAUAACAGCAGUGGAACCCUAAUCAGUUAUCUGCAAUUCAUCUGAAAGUCAUAUAGUUACAAGUAUUAUACACAAACCAGAUUAUUGUUUGGGCCAUACAGGUGUGACAUCUGAUGUGUAUAUAUUGCAAAUAAACAUGAAAUCAGUGACUACUUAUGGUUUGCUUGUUGAAUGUUUUUGGUUUGCUCUGUUUUGUGGAUCUGCUACACAUUUAUUGGCUGAUAGUAUUCAUCAUAAAUGGGAAAAAUUAUACUUAGUUCAUCAUUGGCCAGUGACUGUAUGCAUGAUGAACGAAAUGAAUGCAAAGAACCACCAAUGUACUGGACAAUCCAUGGAUUCUGGCCUGAUAAAGCUGCAGAAUGUAAUAGAAGUUGGCACUUCAAUAUAUCUGAACUUAAGGAUUUUAUGGAAGACAUGAACGAAUAUUGGCCAGAUGUACUACAUACAAACCAUACUUAUUUAUGGAGACAUGAAUGGGAAAAACAUGGGACAUGUGCAGCUGAGUUAGAGGCUCUUAACUCACAAAAAAAGUAUUUUCAGAAGACACUGGAACUCUAUAGAAAAAUUGACCUUAACAGUGUUCUCUCGAAAGUUGGGAUAACGCCAGGCUCUACUUACUAUCAGCUGACAGUCAUCAAAGAAGCUCUUGAAAAUUUUUACAAUAUAAUGCCAAAGAUUCAGUGUAUUCCUCCUGAAGAGGGACGGCUACAAGUAAUAGGCCAGAUUAAAUUCUGCUUUACCAAGGAGUUUACUCUGAGAAAUUGUACAGAGGAACAAUCUGGUUUAUCUUCUGCACUUGAAGACAACUUUUACAGAUCAGAGGAUCUGUCAGUUUGUAAUGAUACUCUGACUUAUUACUCUUCACAUAUGAAAACCUACAAACAUUUUGUUGCAAAUGUUGUUGUAAUUUAGGAAAGUUGAACUUUUUAAAAUUCUGGUGGGGAACAAUUAUGCAUUAGAUUUAUAUAGCAGGGCAUCUGUGAAGCUAGUAUUAAGAACUUUCUUUGUGUUUUGAUUGAUGACUGUGAUGACUGCUUGUUUCGCUAAAAUUGCUGUCCAUAGUAUAUGAUGUAUUCUUUCUUCAAUAAAAUUGGCUUAUUUUUCACUUUU